UCAGAACAAGAAAUCAUCACAAAAACAUGAAUUCUUAUUAGCCAGUAAAUAUCAAGUGCAAUUCACGAUUUUCAUACCUUGGCAUUAAAAAUUUGCGUUCCAAUUCGCGGCAUAAAAUGUUAGACAGUGUCCCGAGCGCCUAGCGGAAAUUGCAGAACGCGCAGCAUGUGAGAACAGACUGCAGUCGAUUCGUGCAACUGCGUCGUGUUAUAAAAUUUUGGCCCUGGUCGAAUCUCCAACAACAACUCGUGCAUCAUGGCCAGUGCGUCGGAUGACUCGACAUCAGCGGGUCAGGAGGAUCAGGAGUCCUUCGCCAUCUAUCAUGAAGGCAGGGCACUGCAGCUCCACUGGCGCGGAUUGCCUCCCUUGCGACGGGCUCCCGCAUCCCGGAUCUGCAGCAUUGGCGAUGGGUUGCUCCUCCUGACCACCGAUCACGCCCUGUACUCUGCCCAGCUACAGGCCAACCGUAGACAGCUGGACCUUCAAAUCCUACGCACGGAUGUGGUAGACAUGGACUUCUGUUCCGGCAGCCAGGAGCUGUUCGUGGUUCUAAGCAACGGCUCUGUGCAGCGCCAGAUCACCGGAUCUGGUAGGGAAGUGGGUCACCCACACGCAUGGCAAACCCUCGCCUUCGACCCAUUGGAGCUGCUCGCCGAGGGCGUUCGCAUCCGGCGGGUUUGCUGUUCCGCUCAGGGCGUAGUCUUCGUCGGCGCUAGUGGAGAAACCUAUGUCAUGGGCUCCUGCGGCGAGGUCUUCAAUGCGGAGCAACAACCCCGCCAUAUGCGCCUUUACGAAGAGGGCAAGGAACUGCUUGAUCUGGCCGCCGGAAAUGAGCAUUUUGUGAUGCUAGUGGCACCCUACAACCUGGCCGACGAUGUGCUCCAGUUGCAAUUAGCCAGUGCGAAGGACGAUCCUGAGGAUGAGCGCGCCUCCGUAAAAUCCCUGAGCAGUGACAACUCGGUGCGUAGCUUUGCGGCCAACACUAGGCACCUGCUCCACCAGGGGUACGCUCUGCUUCACACCCAGCUCUUCACCUUCGGAGCCUCCAAUAAUGGCCUCCUCGGCACCGGUGACCACAUUCGGAGAGCCAAUGUGAUGCGCCUUCAAAAACUGGACAGCAUGGGCGUGUGCAGCAUCGCAGCCGGAUUGGAGCACACAGUGGCCCGCACCCUGGACGGAAGGCUCUACCAUUGGGGCCUUAACAACCACUCCCAGUUGGGUGAGGAUGUCAGCUCGCCCAUGGAGAUUACCAUAGCGGAUAACGCGGCAUCAUUGCCAAUCGAACAGAACUCGGCGCUAGAGGCAACUUGCGGAGACUACCACACGCUGCUGCUUAAUGCCUCCGGGCAGAUACAAUCCCUCCAGCCACCGCCUCCAAUGCGCCACCUGCAGCAGUCCAGCACCUAUGCCCAGACGCUUCUCCAGCUUCAGUUAGGUGCUGCGUGGCCACGCCAACUGCGACUGCUCAUGUGUUCCGGGGGGUUCACGCUGCAAAACCAAAGGAAGUUCCAAAGGCAGUAUCACUACUACCUAAGUCACCUGCAAUCGCAGCUUCAGCUGCUUCUCAAGCAUCGCCAAGCUGUUCAGUUGCUGGAGAUCUGGCAGCGACAAUCAGCUCUGGAGGCGAUCAGCGUCCUCGGCCCCCUGCUGGUCAGCUGGGAGCGCAUGCUGUGCUUACUAGUUGCGACAUUGCAUUCGUUGGAGGGAUUCUACCGAGCGGACUUUGUGCAGCCCGCCGAUCUGCUUUUUAUUUGCCACUACAAGGAGUAUAUCGAGCUGUUCGACGGGUACACCAAGGCAUAUUGCGACGUGUACUCGGUUAAUGGCUUUGGUGAGGCGGUGGCCGCCGUGGCCGGACUAAGCAGUCCGCUGGCCGAACUCAACGAGGAGAGCUACGUGACGCGGCUGUUCCAGCAACCCUUCAGCAUUUAUCAGCUGUUUGUGCAAUUUAUGGAACUGCUAGUGAGGACGCAACCGGAGUACGGCGAGCACAGAGUGGCUUGGUCGGAAUUCGCACGGCUCAGCUGCAUCAGCCAAGAACUGGCCGUGAACACCAGGGAUUUCUGGAGCAGCAACGAUCGUAACCCAAGGAUCGUUCAGUUCAGAAGACGACAACGAAGGGUUAUCCUUACAUCUGCCUUAGUGCCACUGAAACUCGUCACUUCUGGCCUCAGUAUAUCCAGCUACAGCUUCAUCUUGUUUUCCGACUUUUUGUGCCAGGUCGGCGGAAACUCCCUGUUCUCCUAUCCACUGACUACGCUGUGGGUUUGGACCGAGGGCGACCUGAGCUUGCGCUUGACAACGCCGGAGAAAACCUUUCUGGUCACAACACGCUCCCAGGAAAUGCGCAAGGUGUGGCUGGACCAGCUGCAGUCGAGCAUCGUUGCGUCCUUAGGAAGACCUCUCGGCAGUGCGGUCCCCAGUGCUCGCUCCACGGGUUACGAGUUCAGCCGGGAGCACACAAAGUUCUCCCGGGUGAAGGCGUGCGGUACUUGGAGGAAGGGUGUUCUCCAUGGAAACUGCUACCUGGAGUAUCCGGACGGAAGUGUCUACUGCGGGGAGCUGCAUCAUGGUGUCAUCGAAGGCUAUGGCAAAAUGGUGAUUCCCGCAUCUGGUCUGUACGUUGGUCACUUCAAAGGUGGUCGCUUCCACGGUCACGGUGUCUACGAGAUGCACAGCAAGGACUCCCCCGAAAGCGAAGUUUACGAGGGAAACUUCUGCGAGGGUCUCUUCCACGGUCACGGAAUGAUGCGGAACAACCGAUACAUCUACGUGGGCGAGUACCAGGCUAAUGUGCGCAGUGGAUACGGUGUGAUAGAGGACCUGGUAAGCGGAGACAAGUACAUGGGAAUGUUUGCGGACAACAAGCGAUCGGGAAUCGGCAGCUGCAUUACCAAUCGGGGUGACUAUUUCGAGGGCAACUUCUCCGGAGACGAUCUAAUGGGUAGUGGCGUUGCGGUGUUUGAGAACGACUAUUACUACGAGGGCGAGCUCACGCUGCACGGCCCCAAUGGACGGGGAGAGUACUAUAUGCCCAGCGGAGAUGCGGCCGGAGGAAACGGUGUCAUUGCCACCGGGGAGUCCGACGAGACCUGUGAGCUGAUCGGCAAUAAGAUGUUCGGGCAGCUGAGCGGUAGCUGGGAAACGGUGCGAAUUCAGGCCGGCGAACUUGUUCUAAAUAGACGAUUUCCAAAAUACCCAAGUUCCCUUGGUCGCCAAGUGGUGGAUCACAAUCGCAAAUGGCGUUCGCUGUUUAACAACUUUGAGUCGGACCUGGCCAAUUGCACGGCCAACAGUAGCAGCUCUGGUGGAAAUCCGUCAGUGGGCACCCUGAGAAAGAACUCGAAACCGUCGCUCAGCACGGCUCAACUGUGGAACUGCAUAGCGGUGUAUAUGAGCAAGCAGCGUGCUCGGGAGGGAGCUAAGCCUGGAAACUACUUCAACAAUAUCCUGCUGAGUCUGCCGCUGCCGCAGAAGACAUCUUCCCCACUGGCUAAGGCGCGGAGCACCACAAACCCACUGAGCAAGCUGCAAACGGAGGCUGCAUCGGCUCUAGACUUUCUGGGAUUUCCGCCACGCCGCAUCCACUCCCAAGAAACGCUGAACAGUAAGCCAGGCGGACUACAGAGGGCGGAUAGCUUGCUUUCUGUGGGUCACAAUUCCUCUCGCGACUUGGACACCAGCAGUCUGGCCAGCUUUCAGAUGGAACAAAGUCUGCUCAAUGAUUCUGUAAAUGCUGACGAGUCAAGCACGCUCAACGAAAGUUUUACCAAAUUAAGUCACAACAACAAUAACAGCAUCUCGAAGCACAUGAACAACAGCGAUUGCUCGAUUACCUCCACAACAUCCACGACGAGUGCAAUGCUCGAGCAGGUGCCCAGUUUUGGAAUGGCCUCGGUGCUCACGGAGCAGGAUGUGGCCUCCAUACGUUUGUACCUAGAGCAGGCUUUCAAAGAUCGGCAUCAUCCGCUGUACGCCUUAAACGAGCGCAUUGCCAACUGUUUCCACUACUCAUACGGCUACUGGAAGGUCAAACCGACCCCGAUCCUCGCUAAGCAGGCGAUGAGGGAGUGGGAGUCUAUAUCGCGACGCAUUUACCGAUUUGUGCGUAAGAUGUUCCCAGCUUUGCCCGAGGACUAUUGCCACAUGGAGGGUAGCAGGGAGGUUAUUUCGCACAUUACCCUGUUGUACCCUCUGGUGCUAUCCGAGGGCAUCUACUCCACCUUAUUUGUGUUGUACGCGAAUAAGUACAGUCGCAAGGACGAAAUGUACCGGCAGAAUCUAAAUCUUGCCGAGAAACUUAAGGACCAAGAGCUAGUUGAACUUAUGGGCCAUGAGAGAUUUCUCCAAAAUGUGAUGCUGGAUCCCAAAUUUGAAGAGUCGGUUCAGUCGUUAAAGGAACUGCAGGAGAAGUUUAGUCCCCAGGACAUGUUGACUGUGAUACAGCGCAGCACGCAGCUGCUAACGGAGGCAUAUGAACACGCCAUGGCGGCAAAUGCCGCUCAGCUCAAUGCGGACAACAUGAUACCGCUCACCAUGCUCACAAUGCUGCGCGCUGCGGUUCCCCACUUGGGUGCCGAGUUGGCCCUGCUGGACGAUCUGACCGGCGGCCCCAAUUUUCAGGCAGAGAUGAACGGAAUGGCGGGUUAUUGCUACACCACACUAAAGGCUGCCUAUGAGCACGUAACCCUUAGAGCCCUGCAAAAAACCCCCUGAGCGAACUCGACCCAAAGGCAAAAGCUGUAAUAUUUAUCGUUUUUUACUUGUUAAGUCGACCUGAUACAUUUGAUCUACGGAUUCUCAAGGUUCGGUUAUCGCUUAAGCCCGAAGAAGUUGGGUUAUGGCUAAAUAAUAAGCUAGAUAAUAUGUUACUCUUUGUUGAAAAUGUAAAGCUUAAUUGAAAGAAAGAGAAGGAAAGCGAGUAUUUCCCGUAUAUAGUCUGUAUAUACCUUAAGAGACGAAACUCCCCUAUAGGAUUACGGGUAUUGAUUCUGUACAGAAGCUAAUGGAUAGCCUGUAGAUCAGUGUAGGAAAUGUGUAUCUAUAUAUUUAUGUAUGUAUUUGUUUUGUAUAUUGUAGGCGAAAACACAACAUUCCGAUUAUUCACCAAACCAAAUAAAUAUCUACACACAUAUACUGGA
Molecule: messenger RNA, 5141 nt
Organism: Drosophila ficusphila
Lineage: Eukaryota; Metazoa; Arthropoda; Insecta; Diptera; Drosophilidae
Gene: Als2
Product: alsin homolog
Exons: 5
Coding region: 256-4716 (1486 amino acids)
Source: RefSeq, a predicted model, not a curated record